GAGGGCAGUAAAGAGCUCAUUCCUGUUAAACCAAGCUGCGUGCUGGUGUCAUUGCUGUUCAUUGACGAUGGCUUUGACCCGGUUCGAGCGGUUCUUGGGCCGAUUGCUUCGAGCUGUGGUUUGGAUGCUAUUCGCUGCUUUUAAGUUAUUCGCACCCCAGCAGAGGCAUGGAGUUUCGCGACUCCCACCUAUCACUAACCCACUUCUGCUGCUCUCAGCGAUGCAGCUUGCCCGAAAGAUUCGUCGGAAAGAAGUAACAAGUGUUGAAGUGGUCCAGUCCUACAUUGACCGCAUUCAGGAAGUAAACCCACUUAUCAAUGCCAUGGUCAAAGACAGGUUUUCUGCAGCACUUCAGGAAGCUGCACAGGUAGACAAACUAAUAGAGGAGGAGACAGGAGGUGAGGAGGUGUUGGAGGACAGGCUACCUCUGCUUGGAGUACCCAUCACUGUUAAAGAGGCCUUUGCCCUGCAAGGCAUGCCUAACUCGACAGGGCUGUUGACCAGACGGGAUCUGGUUUCAGGAGUAGAUGCCCCAUCUGUUGCACUGUUGAAGAGGGCAGGAGCGAUUCCACUUGGCGUAACUAACUGCAGUGAGCUCUGUAUGUGGCUAGAGUCCCACAACCACCUCUAUGGCAUCACUAACAACCCCUAUGACUUUGAGAGAAUUGCAGGCGGCAGCUCAGGAGGUGAAGGCAGUAUAUUGGGUGCUGGUGCCUCUGUGAUUGGAGUUGGAUCGGAUAUUGGGGGUAGUAUCCGUAUUCCCUGCUUUUUCAAUGGCAUCUUCGGACACAAGCCAUCAACAGGUAUCGUAAGCAAUGAUGGUCAGUAUCCUCCCGCCUCUGGACUGCAGAUGGGAUUUCUGUGUACAGGACCUAUGUGCCGCUAUGCUGAAGACCUGAUUCCCAUGCUAAGCAUCAUGGGAGGACCUAAUGCAAAUAAAUUGUGUCUCUCUGCUGAAGUAGAUUUGAAAAAGCUGAGGUUCUUCUCUGUUCCCCACAAUGGAGGCUCUCAUUUGGUCUCUCCAGUUGACGCACAGCUGCUUCAGGCACAGAAAAUGGUUGUCAGACGUUUAGAAGCAGACCUUGGGGUCAAGGUCCAAGAGCUGUUUAUCCCUCAGCUCAAAUACUCCUUUCAGAUCUGGGGAACUAUGAUGGCCUCACCUGGCAAGGAUGGAAAGCCUCCCACCACCUUUGCAGAGCUAAUGAGUGAAGGCGGGAAGAAGAUUUGGCCUGUCUGGGAGCUGUUCAAGUGGCUUCUGGGGUUUUCUUCUCAUACCAUAGCAGCAAUAGGUCUUGCGCUAGUUGAGCUGUUCCAGAGUUCCCAUCCAUCUCCAUUCGUUUUACAGCAGAAGGAGAGUCUGCAGCAGGAGCUGGAGGAGUUGCUGGGCACAGACGGAGUGCUGCUGUACCCCUCUCAUCCCCAGAUCUCUCCCAAACACCACCACCCAAUUUUCACACCCUUCAACUUCUGUUACACUGGUAUCUUUAAUAUCCUGGGUUUGCCAGUGACCCAGUGUCCAUUAGGGCUGAGUGAGGAGGGUUUGCCCCUGGGCGUACAGAUUGUGACUGGUAAAUUACAGGACCGUCUCUCUUUGGCCACUGCCCUCUACCUGGAGAAAGCUAUUGGUGGUUGGAGGGAACCAGGCAAGACAACAGCCAAGCCUUAAUCCACCUCAUGCGUCUGCAACAACAGGACCACAUAACCAACAACACAUACUGUACCACAUAUACAGCAUGUGUAACCAUCCAAAGCUUAGUGACAUUCAUUCUCCCUUAUAAGUGCAGAAUGCAUUUUACAUUAACUGACAUGUUUUAGAGGCCUGCAUUUGUGUUUACCUAUAUGUAAACUUGAUAUUACUUUAUUUCAUUCAUAAGAAAUGGAAUGGAUGCUGGAUCCAGAACAAAUAAAUGGAGAUAUUUACAUGAGACAUCUAUUAAUUUUAUAACUAUGUGAAAAAUACUUUUUUUGUUUUUGUUUUAUGCACUAAAACAAGGAUGUUUGAACACACAUUUGUGCUGCUCACUGUUUCCUCUUAACAGGCUUAUCAGGCUUAUCAAGAGCAGGCUCUUUCUUGUGACAAAUCUAUUUAAACUUUAGAAUAUCCUUUGCCAUAAGCAGAUUUCAGUGUGUUAGUAGGAAGACGGGCAUAAAUCAGUCAUAUUUAGAAGUAAAUAUCAAGCUGGGGCAUUUAAAUGCUGGGCAUUGGCAGUUUUCUUGGCCUUUAUUACUCAUAUUUUGUUGUUGGUUUCUAUGAAAAAUCUGGUCGAACAUUUUGUAAUGUGCUGACGUAUUAAAUAAUGUGCCUAAAGCAGUAACACUAAAUAAAAAAAAUAAAAAUAAAAAUUUC
Sinocyclocheilus anshuiensis is the source of this 2347-nucleotide messenger RNA. It is a transcript of the gene faah2a, whose product is annotated as fatty acid amide hydrolase 2a. Lineage: Eukaryota; Metazoa; Chordata; Actinopteri; Cypriniformes; Cyprinidae. Bases 68 to 1666 code for a protein of 532 amino acids. Gene Ontology annotation, cellular component: endomembrane system. The transcript has 11 exons. The record is from RefSeq and is a predicted model, not a curated record.